CGCGAGCUGCGCGCACGCUAGGUCGGCUCGGCCGCGGGCUCCUCUGCUGAACACGAGCCCUUCUCAUUUCCCGGAUCCGUUCGUGGGACAAACAGUGAAACCCCAAAUCCUUUUCCCUAAGAGGCUAAUAAAAAGGUUGGCGGCUCCGGAGCGGAAAGCGGGGCAGAGCGGCGGUGGGGAGUGUCUCCGGAGCCCGGCGCGGCGCGCGGGGCUUCUGCUCGGUUUCCUGCCUCGGAGUCGAGUGUCCGCCCCGGCCCAGGGCGGUUUGUGCAAUUUAGAAACUCGAUAGGAGGCAGCAGCUGAUCUCCCACCACCCUAAAAAUAAUCUGCUCGGGCGGCGCUGCGUGCUUCUGCUAGGGGAGGAAAACUGUCAUCGGAGUGUUUUCCAGCAUUUUCUGUUCUCUGGAAUUCCUAUUUAAUUAGAGCGGACACUUUCUGCUGGAUGAACAGGAAAGAGAGCUUGUUUUCACUUACUUUACUGAGAGUCUACUUCCAAAGGAGAGGGCUGGCAGAAAUAAGUGGUAUACUUGGUAUACCUUCACAUCUUAAAGAAUCGUUAUAAAUCAAAUAACUCUUUUCUCCUCUUACAGAAGAGCCAACAGAGCUAAGUGAACCAUAUAAGAAGAAAUGACCCUUUCAUUUUGUGGUAACAACAUUUCUUCGUAUAAUAUCUAUGAUGGUGUAUUAGAAAAUCCCUGCUUUGUGGAUGCCCUCAACCUGGUCCCUCAUGUCUUCCUAUUGUUUAUCACUUUUCCAAUAUUGUUCAUUGGAUGGGGGAGCCAAAGUUCAAAAGUACAAAUUCAUCACAACACAUGGCUUCAUUUUCCUGGACAUAACCUGAGAUGGAUUCUUACAUUUGCGCUCCUAUUCGUGCAUGUUUGUGAAAUAGCAGAGGGUAUUGUUUCAGACUCGCGGCGGGAGUCCCGGCAUCUUCACCUCUUCAUGCCAGCUGUGAUGGGGUUUGUUGCCACAACAACAUCCAUAGUGUAUUAUCAUAAUAUUGAAACGUCAAAUUUUCCUAAAUUACUUUUAGCCCUAUUCCUGUAUUGGGUAAUGGCCUUUAUUACAAAAACAAUAAAAUUGGUGAAGUACUGGCAGUGUGGUUGGGACUUAUCAGACCUGCGUUUCUGCAUCACGGGCAUGAUGGUCAUCCUGAAUGGGCUCCUGAUGGCUGUGGAGAUCAACGUUAUUCGGGUCAGAAGAUACGUAUUUUUCAUGAAUCCUCAGAAAGUAAAGCCUCCUGAAGAUCUCCAGGAUCUAGGAGUGAGAUUUCUUCAGCCGUUUGUGAAUUUACUGUCAAAAGCAACAUACUGGUGGAUGAACACACUUAUCAUCUCUGCUCACAAAAAGCCUAUUGAUCUGAAGGCCAUUGGGAAAUUGCCAAUAGCAAUGAGGGCAGUAACAAAUUAUGUUUGCCUGAAAGAUGCAUAUGAAGAACAAAAGAAAAAAGCAGCAGAUCAUCCAAAUCGGACUCCAUCUAUAUGGCUUGCGAUGUACAGAGCUUUUGGGCGACCAAUUCUUCUUAGCAGCACAUUCCGUUAUCUGGCUGACUUACUGGGUUUUGCUGGACCUCUCUGUAUUUCUGGAAUAGUUCAGCGUGUGAAUGAGACCCAGAAUGGUACAAAUAAUACAACUGGAAUGUCAGCGGCCCUCUCCUCAAAGGAAUUUCUUGAAAAUGCUUAUGUUCUAGCAGUUCUUCUCUUCUUGGCUCUUAUUCUGCAAAGGACGUUUUUACAGGCUUCCUACUAUGUAACCAUAGAGACUGGCAUUAACCUCCGGGGAGCUCUGCUGGCCAUGAUAUACAAUAAAAUCCUCAGGCUUUCUACAUCUAACUUAUCCAUGGGUGAGAUGACCCUGGGACAGAUUAAUAACCUGGUUGCCAUUGAAACCAAUCAACUCAUGUGGUUUUUGUUCCUGUGUCCCAAUCUAUGGGCUAUGCCUGUUCAGAUCAUAAUGGGAGUGAUUCUGCUCUAUAAUUUACUUGGAUCAAGUGCUUUGGUUGGUGCAGCUGUCAUUGUGCUCCUGGCGCCAAUUCAGUAUUUCAUUGCUACAAAGUUGGCAGAAGCUCAGAAGAGCACACUUGAUUACUCCACUGAAAGACUGAAAAAAACAAAUGAAAUCUUGAAGGGCAUCAAGCUUUUAAAGUUGUAUGCCUGGGAGCACAUUUUCUGCAAAAGCGUGGAGGAAACAAGAAUGAAAGAACUGUCCAGCCUCAAAACCUUUGCACUUUAUACAUCACUGUCCAUCUUCAUGAACGCAGCAAUUCCCAUAGCAGCUGUCCUUGCUACGUUUGUGACCCAUGCAUACACCAGUGAGAAUAAUCUAAAACCCGCAGAGGCGUUUGCGUCCCUGUCUCUCUUCCAUAUCCUGGUCACCCCGCUGUUCCUGCUCUCCACGGUGGUCAGAUUCGCAGUCAAAGCCAUCAUAAGUGUUCAAAAGCUGAACGAGUUUCUCUUGAGUGAUGAGAUUGGUGACGACAGCUGGAGAACUGGUGAAGGCUCUCUUCCUUUUGAGUCCUGUAAGAAACACACUGGAGUCCCGAAAACGAUAAACAGGAAGCAGCCUGGAAGAUAUCACCUGGACAGCUAUGAGCAAUCAACGCGACGUCUGCGUCCCACGGAGGCAGAUGAUAUUGCAAUAAAGGUCACAAAUGGAUACUUUUCAUGGGGCAGUGGUUUGGCUACAUUAUCCAAUAUAGAUAUUCGAAUUCCAACAGGUCAGUUGACCAUGAUUGUGGGCCAAGUAGGGUGUGGAAAGUCUUCUCUUCUCCUUGCCAUCCUUGGUGAGAUGCAGACACUGGAAGGAAAAGUUCACUGGAGCAAUGUAAAUGAAUCUGAGCCUUCUUUUGACGCAACCAGAAGUAGGAACAGGUAUUCUGUGGCUUAUGCCGCUCAGAAGCCUUGGCUAUUAAAUGCUACGGUGGAAGAAAAUAUUACCUUUGGAAGCCCUUUCAACAAACAGAGGUACAAAGCUGUCACAGAUGCCUGUUCUCUUCAGCCAGAUAUUGAUUUAUUACCAUUUGGAGACCAAACUGAAAUUGGAGAGAGGGGCAUCAACCUGAGUGGGGGCCAGAGGCAGAGGAUCUGUGUGGCACGAGCUCUUUAUCAAAACACCAACAUUGUCUUCUUGGAUGAUCCGUUCUCUGCCCUGGACAUUCACUUGAGUGAUCACUUAAUGCAGGAAGGAAUUUUGAAAUUUCUCCAAGAUGACAAAAGGACACUCGUUCUUGUGACUCACAAAUUACAGUAUCUGACCCAUGCUGAUUGGAUUAUAGCUAUGAAAGACGGAAGUGUACUAAGAGAAGGGACUUUGAAAGACAUUCAAACCAAAGAUGUUGAACUUUAUGAGCACUGGAAAACACUUAUGAAUCGCCAAGAUCAAGAAUUAGAAAAGGAUAUGGAAGCUGACCAGACAACUUUAGAGAGGAAAACUCUCCGAAGGGCCAUGUAUUCAAGAGAGGCCAAAGCCCAAAUGGAGGAUGAAGAUGAAGAGGAAGAAGAGGAAGAAGAUGAGGAUGAUAACAUGUCCACUGUAAUGAGGCUCCGAACUAAAAUGCCAUGGAAAACCUGUUGGCGGUACCUGACUUCUGGAGGAUUCAUCUUGCUCCUCCUCAUGAUUUUCUCUAAGCUUCUGAAGCAUUCAGUCAUUGUAGGCAUAGACUAUUGGCUGGCCACAUGGACAUCCAAGUACAGCAUAAACAAUACUGGAAUAGUUGAUAAGACCUACUAUGUGGCUGGCUUUAGCAUACUUUGUGGAGCGGGUAUUUUCCUUUGCCUUGUUACAUCUCUCACCGUAGAAUGGAUGGGUCUCACGGCUGCCAAAAAUCUUCACCAUAACCUUCUCAAUAAAAUAAUUCUUGGACCAAUAAGGUUCUUUGAUACUACACCCCUGGGACUAAUUCUCAAUCGCUUUUCAGCAGAUACUAAUAUCAUUGAUCAGCACAUCCCUCCAACUUUGGAAUCUUUAACUCGCUCAACACUGCUCUGCUUGUCUGCCAUUGGGAUGAUUUCUUUUGCUACUCCUGUGUUCGUGGUUGCUCUAUUGCCCCUUGGGGUUGCCUUUUAUUUUAUCCAGAAAUACUUUCGAGUUGCCUCUAAAGAUCUCCAGGAACUUGAUGACAGCACUCAGCUCCCUCUGCUUUGCCACUUCUCAGAAACAGCUGAAGGACUCACCACCAUUCGGGCCUUCAGGCAUGAAACUAGAUUUAAACAACGUAUGCUGGAACUGACGGACACAAACAACAUAGCCUACUUAUUUCUCUCAGCUGCCAACAGAUGGCUGGAAGUUAGAACGGAUUAUCUGGGAGCUUGCAUUGUUCUCACUGCCUCUAUUGCAUCCAUUAGUGGGUCUCCCAAUUCUGGAUUUGUGGGCCUGGGUCUUCUGUAUGCACUUACGAUAACCAAUUAUUUGAAUUGGGUUGUGAGGAACUUGGCCGACCUGGAGGUCCAGAUGGGGGCUGUGAAGAAAGUGAACAGUUUCUUGACUAUGGAGUCAGAGAACUAUGAAGGCACCAUGGAUCCUUCUCAAGUUCCAGAGCAUUGGCCACAGGAAGGCGAGAUCAAGAUUCAUGAUCUGUGUGUCAGAUAUGAAAAUAAUCUGAAACCUGUUCUUAAACAUGUCAAGGCUUACAUCAAACCCGGGCAAAAGGUGGGCAUAUGUGGCCGCACUGGCAGUGGGAAGUCUUCUUUAUCUCUGGCUUUCUUCAGAAUGGUUGAUAUAUUUGAUGGAAAGAUUGUCAUUGAUGGGAUAGACAUUUGUAAGCUACCGCUGCACACACUUCGUUCUAGACUUUCCAUUAUUCUGCAGGAUCCAAUCCUGUUCAGUGGUUCCAUCAGAUUUAAUUUAGAUCCGGAGUGUAAAUGCACAGAUGACAGACUCUGGGAGGCUCUAGAAAUUGCUCAGCUAAAAAAUAUGGUCAAAUCUCUACCAGGAGGUCUAGAUGCGGUAGUCACGGAAGGAGGGGAGAAUUUUAGCGUUGGACAGAGACAGCUGUUUUGCCUUGCAAGGGCCUUUGUUCGUAAGAGCAGCAUUCUUAUCAUGGAUGAAGCAACAGCUUCCAUAGACAUGGCCACGGAAAACAUUUUGCAAAAAGUGGUCAUGACAGCCUUUGCAGACCGCACCGUUGUUACAAUAGCUCAUCGCGUUCACACAAUUCUGACGGCAGACCUGGUUAUUGUGAUGAAACGAGGAAAUAUUUUAGAAUACGACACUCCAGAAAGCCUCUUGGCUCGGGAAGAUGGAGUAUUUGCUUCUUUCGUUCGUGCUGACAUGUGAAGGGGUGAAACAUGUAUUUAAACUAAUAUAGUCCUAACCUAUUUAAUGGAUCAUCAGAUUGACCUUUGUGCAAAAUCUUAAACUUUUACAGAUUUUUUGCACAAGAGAAGUUGGCAUUUCCCUUUCCUGCUUUUUAAACUGUUUUCUAAGAUAUUACUGCUAACUGUAUUCAUUACCCGUGUUUUUAUAAUGAUCGAGCCACUCAGCCUUUAAGAACAGCAGGUUGUAUUAAAACCUGUAAGCUACUUGAACAAAUCAAUAGCUUAUGUUUUCUCAUAACUUUGGUAACUAUCUCUCAGGCAUAGAAGUCAUUAUUAUUAUACUCUUAUUGGUAAGAAUAUAUAUUCCUGGUUGUUGGAGUCUCCAGAUGUCACUGGAAGAGAAUCAAAAAAGGGCACACUUUCUAAAGAAACAUUCAUGGUUAUUAUCUACUUUGUGAUUAAUAUUGUUGUACUCAUUAAUAUUAAUAAUACUGGUGUUUCCAGCAUUCUCUUUCUUUUCCAAGUCUAAAUUGUUCCCUGUCAUUAAGAAGUUAUCACUUUAUAAUAGUUCUAUAAAGCCAAAACCUUAACUAGAAACAUCAUGAAAAGAACAUGGAUAUUUGAAAAAUUAUUCACAAGUUGCCAUAUUUUCCUGUUCAGUAAGGAGAGGAUCCUUACAAUAUCAGGCCUUUUUCAGACUGAAGUUCAAGAGUGGUCAAGUUCAAUUUGUCAAUCAUUAUUAGCUGUGGUUGUGAUUCUGAGUGCUAAAGUGCCACACAAUUCAAGAUUCAAAGGAGCGUAGGGAAGUGGCCUUACUUGUCAUAGGGUACAGACACACAGCCACACACACCCAUAUCUUAGCCAUAUGCUAAUAAUGGCAAGUGAACAUUCCUUGAAGGUGCAAAACAGUACCAUGGCAGGGUGGAAAUAUCUCACACUUUGCAGAUAUAAGAAUAUAUAACAAGUAUCUAUUUCUAGUUGGGAGAGUUUGCUUCUUCUAGACAUUUAAGCGCAAUAAUGUCACACAUGAGUCCAUUUGCUGCUGCUCUUUUUUUAAUGUACAUGUAAAAAGCAUACCAAAAAUGUUAUUCUGAUUGUAGAGUGCAUGUAAAGAGUAUGUCAAAACUUGAUGGAUAGUAGUUUUAGUUUUUGCUGAAAUGUAAAUUAAUAAACUUAAAAUACUAAAAGUUACUUCCAUCGUCACGCUAGUAACCAUAGUUUCUACAAUUCUGUGUCCACUAAGUAUAAAUAUUAUUGAUCUGAUUUUCAUAUGAGGAUUCACAAGCAUUGCAAUACUUUGAAGAUUUACAAUUGGUGGCUAAAGAAAAAAUGAUGCUGCCUUCCUGUCAUUCUUGUGUUCCAUUAUUAUAUUGUGUAUUCACUCUUGGAAAAUCAUUAAUGCUUGUGUGUCCAGAAUAUGUGAAUCUGUCUGCACUCAAAUAUAGAAUCCUAAUAUUUAUAAAAAAUAAGUUCCAUGAAGAUGGACAAAAUGGUCCAUGUUAUUUAGCUUAACUUAACACCCUUUGUGGCAUAUAUAAAAUUUCACCGGAAGAAGAUAAUCUCAUUGUUUCUUGAAAGCUAAUCAGAACAGAAUAAAGUACCCAUUAAUUAGAUCUUGAAAGUACUUUCUAAAAAUUAAACCAAUCUCCUAAAAUAUUGCUUUGUAGGGCUAAAUUUGUAUGAUGCUUGUUACUAAGUUAUACCUAAUUGAGAAAUGAGUUUUUACCAUGGAAAUAAUCUCUUAUGAUAUUUUUAAAAUUAUACAGCUAUACAGCCAACAUCACUAGAAACAUACCUACUUAUAGGUAUGUUCAAGAGAGAAUCACAUUUCCCUUUCUUAUACCCAUGUGGUUGCUGGUCCCCUCAUAAUAUGUAAUUACUUAAGUUGAAUAAAUGCUUAAUAGUCUAUAAAAUUAAACUAAGUAAAGUGAAAGAUGUUUUUAAUUGAUUAAUCAUUUAUUUCAUUUUAUGCAUGAUCUGUUGAUUAUAAAAAUGAUACAUGUUGGGCGGCGCCUAUGGCUCAGUGAGUAGGGCACCGGCCCCAUAUACCGAGGGUGGAGGGUGCAAGCCCAGCCUCGGCCAAACUGCAACAAAAAUAUAGCCGGGCGUUGUGACGGGCACCUGUAGUCCCAGCUACUCAGAAGGCUGAGGCAAGAGAAUUGCCUAAGCCCAAAAGCUGGAGGUUGCUGUGAACUGUGAUGUCAUGGCACUCUACCAAGGGCAACAAAGUGAGACUCUGUCUCCAAAAAAAAAAAAGGAUACAUGUUGAAGUAUUUUUUUAUUAUAUAGAUAUAUAGCUAUAAAAGACCACUUUAACCCAAUGAAAUUUUACAUUUACAAGUUUUACAUAGAAUUAACCAAAUCAAUUUUAGACAUUUUACUUCCUUAAUAUUUAUAAAGAUCAAUAACUGCAUAAAGCUUUAUAUUAAAAUAACAGGGUUACUGACAUCGUUGACAAAGAAAACAUAUUUCUCUUCAAGGAUUCUGCACCCUCUACUUUUAUGCUAUUAGUCAUGACUCAUUAAAAAGUCUACUUCACUCUUUAAUAGAUUAGGUACCAGAAAACUUUUCCAAGUAACUGACCCCUGAAAUCUGGGACCAUCUCCUAUUUGUCUAUGUACCCUAUACCUGCCUAGCCCACAAUAGGCUUUAAUAAAUACGAUUGUCUGAAUCACUGAUUAAUUCAACCGCUUGCCAUAUGCCUGUAUCUAUGGGGUUUUGUCUUCACUUUUCUAUGUUGUAUUUAUGCCACUUAUUUAUUCUCUACAAUACAUGAAAUACGCUUAUUCUCUAUAAUAAAUAUGUUUAUCUCUACAAUAUAUAAAA
Molecule: messenger RNA, 8081 nt
Organism: Nycticebus coucang (slow loris)
Lineage: Eukaryota; Metazoa; Chordata; Mammalia; Primates; Lorisidae
Gene: ABCC9
Product: ATP binding cassette subfamily C member 9
Exons: 41
Coding region: 628-5274 (1548 amino acids)
Biological process (GO): transmembrane transport; potassium ion transport
Cellular component (GO): membrane
Molecular function (GO): sulfonylurea receptor activity; ATP hydrolysis activity; ATP binding
Source: RefSeq, a predicted model, not a curated record